Owenia fusiformis is the source of this 512-nucleotide messenger RNA. Lineage: Eukaryota; Metazoa; Annelida; Polychaeta; Sabellida; Oweniidae. The record is from the annotation of a GenBank genome assembly.
AUGAAUACUCGGCAACUACAACAGAUUAUGAACUCUGACACGUGCUUACGUCAACAUACACACGCCGUGUAUGCAUCGGAUGAGAUACCAGAACGUGUUGUGCAAAGACCAGCCUUUUUCAUCGUGAAUACCCAAGCAAGUUCAUUGAGGGGACAACACUGGUGCGCCUUCUCAUUCUUCAAUAAAACUGAACCCGCCGAAUUUUUCGAUUCAAUGGGACAAUCACCUGAAUAUUACAACCAAGCAUUCCUGAAUGUUCUUGUCGAUAACAGCAAACAUUUCAUUUAUAAUAACACCAGGAUUCAAGGCAAAGACCUGACAUGUGGACAGCACUGUGCUUACUAUCUAAAUAAACGGUGCAGAGACAACACUAUGAGAUGCAUCGUGAAUUCAUUUUCAAAAUAUAAUUUGAAAGAAAAUGAUGUCUAUGUGAAAGAAUUUGUAAAUCGCAUGUAUGGUAAUGUUGUGAACGAAUUUUACUGAUAUCAAAUAAAUAUAUGAUGUAACGAUAA